Molecule: messenger RNA, 753 nt
Organism: Pan troglodytes (chimpanzee)
Lineage: Eukaryota; Metazoa; Chordata; Mammalia; Primates; Hominidae
Product: keratin-associated protein 10-1
Exons: 2
Coding region: 1-753 (250 amino acids)
Cellular component (GO): keratin filament
Source: RefSeq, a predicted model, not a curated record
AUGGCCGCGUCCACCAUGUCCGUCUGCUCCAGCGCUUACUCCGACUCCUGGCAGGUGGACGACUGCCCAGAGAGCUGCUGUGAGCCCCCCUGCUGCGCCCCCAGCUGCUGUGCCCCGGCCCCCUGCCUGACCCUGGUCUGCACCCCAGUGAACUGUGUGUCCAGCCCCUGCUGCCAGGCGGCCUGUGAGCCCAGCCCCUGCCAAUCAGGCUGUACCAGCUCCUGCACGCCCUCGUGCUGCCAUCAGUCUAGCUGCCAGCCAGCUUGCUGCGCCUCCUCCCCCUGCCAGCAGGCCUGCUGCGUGCCUGUCUGCUGCAAGCCUUCCUGCUGUGUGCCUGUUUGCUGCAAGCCUGUGUGCUAUGUGCCCACCUGCUCUGAGGAUUCCUCUUCAUGCUGCCAGCAUUCUAGCUGCCAGCCAGCUUACUGCACCUCCUCCCCCUGCCAGCAGGCCUGCUGCAUGCCCGUCCGUUGCAAGCCUGUCUGCUGCAAGCCCAUCUGCUGUGUGCCUGUCUGCUCUGGGGCUUCCACUUCAUGCUGCCAGCAGUCUAGCUGUCAGCCGGCUUGCUGCACCACCUCCUGCUGCAGACCCUCCUCCUCCGUGUCCCUCCUCUGCCGCCCUGUAUGCAGGCCUGCCUGCUGCAUGCCUGUCUCCUCCUGCUGUGCCCCUGCCUCCUCCUGCCAGGCCAGCUGCUGCCACCCGGCCUCCUGCGUGUCCCUCCUCUGCCGCCCCGCGUGCUCCCGCCCGGCCUGCUGA